Phytomonas sp. EM1 is the source of this 1518-nucleotide messenger RNA. Lineage: Eukaryota; Euglenozoa; Kinetoplastea; Trypanosomatida; Trypanosomatidae. The record is from the annotation of a GenBank genome assembly.
AUGUUUCACGCCGGCCGCGAUACCGCCGCCGGGGCGACGGUGGUGAGUGUGAAUCAGAACUUUUCCUCCCGCGUUCGCUCCCGCUCCUCCUUGUCGUGGCAGCCGGAGGAAGAGGCGUUGUUUAAGGCCUUUGCGAAGAGCGGCAACGUGUAUGAAAAGCUCGCCCGCAGCAUCGACCCCGCGAUCUUCGGUCUGCAGGAUCAGAAGAAGGCAAUCGUCUGUUUGCUUUUUAGUGGAACCCGGAAACGACAGGGGAAUAACUACCUCCGUGGGGAUAUGAACGUGCUUUUUAUCGGGGAUCCCUCCACCGCGAAGUCGCAGCUGCUGAAGUACACCGAAAAGGUCGCCCCGAUAGGGAUUUACACCUCCGGCAAAGGCAGCAGUGCGGCGGGUUUGACCGCGUCGGUGGUUUCGAGUGGCAACGGCGAUUUCGUGCUGGAGGCGGGGUCGAUGGUUCUCGCGGAUGGCGGCGUCGUCUGCAUCGACGAGUUUGACAAGAUGCGUGAUCAGGAUCAGGUCGCCAUUCACGAGGCGAUGGAGCAGCAGACCAUUUCGAUCGCGAAGGCUAACCUGACGACGAUGCUGAACAGCCGCACGUCGGUUCUGGCCGCGGCGAACCCGACAUUAGGCAGCUAUGAUCCACUUCUCUCCAAUGAGGAUCAGAUGGACUUUCAGAGCUCCAUUUUGUCGCGUUUUGAUCUGAUUUUCAAGAUUAUCGACCCGCAUAACCCCGAAGUUGAUAGUCGUCUCGCGCAUCACGUGGUGAAUCUGCAUAAAACGGCCCGACGCGGCCACACCGAUGGCGAGGCUGACAACGGGAUCGGGUUAGGCGCCGCGGGUAGUUUGGAGAACGAAACCGCGAAGACCGUAAGUAGCAUCACCCAGAACGGUACCGUGGAUCGGCUGUUCUUCACUAAGUAUAUCUCCUACGCACGGGCGACAUGCCACCCGAUCAUCUCGGAGGAUGCCAUGACCGUGCUUUUGGACUUUUACGUCCAGGUUCGCCGCGAUGUGCAUCAGCAGACCCUCGAGACGCUUUCCUCAUCUUCACCUUCUGGUGGAGAGGGUGGUGCGAAUGCAAAUCAGUAUAGCAAGGGGGGUGGCGGGUUUGGUGGAAGUAAGUCGCAAAUGCCCAUCAUACAAAUCACUGCCCGUCAACUCGAGAGUCUCGUGCGCAUCACAGAAUCUUUGGCAAAAAUGCGCUUGGAUGUGCUUGCAACACGUAUGGAUGCCGAGGAAGCUAUACGUCUCUUCAAAUUCUCUACAGUAGAUGCAAUUCAAAGCCGUGCGGCCGAUCAAACUCUGACAGAAGCACAAAGUCAAAUUAUUUUGCGAAUUGAAGAGGCGCUUCGGCGCCGUCUGACACUUGGGGCCACCGUUGAGUAUAACCGACUUAUCUCUGAGAUGGUUCGUAUGGGGUUUGAAACUAAAAUGGUAGACCGGGCGUUGUACGCCAUGACGAAGCGAGAUGAACUAGAGUGGCGCAAGCAGCGAACACUCAUUUAUAGAGUGCGGUAA